GCGGCUGCUGCUGCUGCUGUCGCCGUGGCAGCGGAAGGCCGCGGUGGAGGAGGGAGGGAGGGGCAGCCGGGAGCCACCUGGCGCGUCCGCAGGGGCUGCAGAAGCCUAAAAAGGAUCCAUCAUGGCCAAAGAUAUCCUAGGCGAAGCAGGGUUUCACUUUGACGAACUGAACAAACUGAGGGUUUUGGACCCGGAGGUGUCCCAGCAAACGACUGAGCUGAAAGAGGAAUGCAAAGUAUUUGUAGACAAAAUUGCAGAAUUUAAGAAAAUAGUGGGCAGCCUCAUCGAACUUGUAGAUCAGCUAGCAAAAGCAACCGAAAAUGAGAAGAUUAAGGCAAUUGGCGCCCGCAACUUGCUGAAGUCCAUAGCGAAGCAGAGAGAAGCCCAGCAGCAGCAGCUCCAGGCGCUGAUAGCCGAGAAGACAACACAGCUGGAAAGGUACCGCAUCGAAUAUCAAACAUUGUGUAAAAUAGAAGCGGACCAGAACGAAUUCAUCGACCAAUUCAUUUUCCAGAAGUAGAGAGAGAGAGAGAAUGAGAGAGAGAAUUUAUGACCAGC
This is a messenger RNA of Lacerta agilis (Sand lizard), 558 nucleotides long. It is a transcript of the gene IFT20, whose product is annotated as intraflagellar transport 20. The transcript has 6 exons. Gene Ontology annotation, cellular component: centrosome; intraciliary transport particle B; cilium. Gene Ontology annotation, biological process: intraciliary transport; protein localization to cilium; centrosome localization. The record is from RefSeq and is a predicted model, not a curated record. NCBI's taxonomy places the organism in Eukaryota, Metazoa, Chordata, Lepidosauria, Squamata, Lacertidae. The coding region runs from base 122 to 520 and encodes 132 amino acids.